GGCGAAAACGUUUCUGAGUUAAGAUUUAAAUCGACACUUAUUUUUUAUAGAUUAUUAUUACACAUUCAUUCUACUCUAAAUGCUAAAAUUUAUUUGUUUCACAAUAUUGUAAAUGAAUGAAAUAUCUGAGUCCGGAGACAAACCAAUCGGUGAACACGGAACAAAUUAUUUUUAUAAGGAGUUCGUGGUGUCAGGCUACGGUUUAAAAAGUAAGAAGUAUCAACUGGGAUCAUUUUAUUUUGUUCAAAAAUCGUCAGAUUUUCCUAUCGCAAUAGCGGAAAUCGUAUUGAUUUGGUCCAGUAAAAGUUCUGACAAAAAAUUUGCGGUUUCAAAAUUAUACCUGAAACCAGAUAAUCUGGCAGAUAAUACUUACUACGGAAAGGAUGAGUUAGUUGAAGUAGAACAGUGUGUUGUCAUUGAAUGUCGUAAGUUUCCGCUAUGGGAAUGUUCUCCUCAGAACUGGUAUAGCAACACAGGUGAAUUCAUUGGAAAACUUCCUGAACAGAAACCAAUUAGGGAAUGUUUAAUCAAAAUUCUUAGUUUUCCACAGUAUUGCCGUUUUCAAGCAUGCAAAAAACGUCUUGAAUCUGGAGUAAAGAUAUCAGAUAAGAUGCUUCUUGCACUAGGAGGCAUUAAGUUUGAAAAUCACCAAAUCCUAAUUGUUUUUUCUAGAAAAUGUAUUCAAAAAGAAAACAUAAGCAAUUUUUCACCCACCCAAGAUAUAUCAGUACCACAAUUUAGAGGAAGACCUCGAAAAAAAAAAGGUAUUCAACAUGAUAAAUGCAAUAAAAGAUUUUUUAAAUCUGUGUCCUUGGAAGAAAAAGAAAAAAAGAAAGAAGUGUUACCUCAAGUUGAAACUGAGGUCAAAAAUAUUUUGUCUGAUAAUUCAUUGAACACUUCAAAAGAGAAUACUUUAAAAGAAAACAUUACCAUUAAAUCAAAUGAUGUAGAAGUAAGCAAUUGUUUAAUUAAUCAACCCAGCACCGAUGUAAAUGAAGAAAAUGUCAACUCGAUUCCAUCUAAGCAACAUAGUAUUGUGUAUCCAACUGACCCCAACAUGUUCAAAAAAUAUUUGUAUGCAUUUAUGUAUAAUCGUGGUACACCAAUUACAAAGAUACCUAUUAUUGGUUACUUUAAAGUAAACUUGUUCAAUUUGUUCUCUUUGGUUGAUAUUCACGGAGGCUAUUUUGAAGUUACAUUAAAAAAACGAUGGCGUCGUGUUUAUGAAUUACUUGGUCAUUCAAACUCAAUUACCAAUUCUGCUACUAUUACAAGAAAAACCUAUGAAAACCUUUUACUUCCAUUUGAAAAUUUUUUGUUAACCAAAAAUAAGUCUGAAAACUUUGAUGGUAACAAAGAAGCUUUAAAAGACGAAACGGAACUAUUUGAAAAUAUCUCGUUGAACAAAAAUAUCCCUGAAAACAUUGAUCAUAAUAAAGAUUUUUUUAAAAACGAAACAGGAGUAUUGGAAAAUAUUUCAUCAGCCAAAAAUAAAUCUGAAAGUUUUAAAGGUAGCAAAGAAAUUGUAAAAGAAAAAACAGGAUUUGAAAAUAAGAAAAACACUUUUAAUACUCAAACGAAGUUAUCUUGUAAACCAGAGAAUUCUUUUAGUAAUCCAUACUCUUCACAGAAUGCAAGCUCUAAUCAAAAUGUGGUCAACAUUCCUUUUCCUUCUUUAGCGAAAUUUGAAAAUACUCACCAUUCACCUGAAAAUAUGAAUUCAGUAGACUUCAAAUCUGGUAAAAGAUAUAGAGAUGUGUAUGAUAAUGACUCACCACCAAAAAAAAAGUCACAUAAUAUCAUUAAUAGUUCAUUAAAUGAUUGCAAAUGCUCAGCGCACUCAGAGAGUGUGAUGCAACCUAGUACUUAUGCUUACAGUAAAAACAAGGUUUUCAGCAAUUUAUAUAAAAAAUCUGAAAUUAGUUCUAAAAAUGAGACCAACACAUUAUUUAAAGGUUUUAGAAAUGGCGUUGAAUAUAUCUCAGAUAAAGAGUCGCGUUGUGAUGCAAGAAACAUUUCAGAUAGUUGGAUAGAAACGUUUAAUUGUUCAGCCAUUAAUAAUGGUUUUUUAGAAAACACUCAAAAAAGUAAUUGCAUUACUAAAUGUUCUAAACAAGUUUACAAAAACUGCAAUGCCAAUAUAAUUGGUAAAUGUACAGAUCUAGCAAAUGAAAAACUAUACAAUAACGAAAGUUCCAUUUGCGGAUCUUCAUUAAUACCAAAUGAAGAUAUCAAUUUAGAUGAUCGUCUUCAAUUUGUAAAUUCUCCUUUUCAAUAUUCUCAUCAAAAGCAACCAGUCACGUUUUAUACUGGGUCUUCAAGUUUUCGUACUUACUCCGGUUAUAAAUGAAUUACAUAAGUUGAUCGUGUUUUUCUACUACAUAUUUAUUACAGUCGAUAUAUAAAGUAUAGCUUCUAUUAACUAUAAAUAUUUAUUUUAUAAAUAUAACUAUUUAACUAUAAACAUUUAUAAUAAAAAUAAUUAUAAAUAUUUAUAAUUAUAAACAUAAAAUUAUUAUAAGCAUAAAAUUACAAAAGUAUUAUAAAUAUUUUUGAAUUUAGUUUUUUCAAUUAACUUCUUUUAUAAUUAUCAUACAACUAUCAUUGUCAUUUUAUUUGCAAAAAUAAGUCAGUCAAAAAUUAAAUUAAACUGUGCAUGGAGUAAACAUUUUUCGUUUGUUUUUAAAAUCUUUUUAAAUGAUACAAGUCUUACUUUGAUUUGCUCUAUGUAGCUAUUUUUUCUUUAUUGCGCUUUAUCUUCACAAACAAUCAAAAAAUUCUUUUACCUUUUUAUAUCUAUAUAUACUUUAAUGGUUUAAUAGCAGCAAUUAUUGUGCAUUUGUCUAAAUAUUUGUGAUAUUUUUGUAAAACAUAAAACUGUCUCUUAGAUAUUAAGAUAAUUGAUAUUCUUCCACUUUCAACAUUCAAUGUUAA
Messenger RNA from Hydra vulgaris (swiftwater hydra), 2934 nucleotides. Its product is annotated as AT-rich interactive domain-containing protein 5B. The record is from RefSeq and is a predicted model, not a curated record. NCBI's taxonomy places the organism in Eukaryota, Metazoa, Cnidaria, Hydrozoa, Anthoathecata, Hydridae. Gene Ontology annotation, cellular component: nucleus. Gene Ontology annotation, biological process: regulation of transcription by RNA polymerase II. Gene Ontology annotation, molecular function: transcription cis-regulatory region binding.